AGUCGUAUUUGAUUGAGACAAAAAUAUGCAAGUGAAAGUGCCGGCUGUUAAUCGAUGCUGCUGGUGUUUGCCUCUUCGACCUGGAAUUAUUUUAUUUGCUUAUAUCAAUAUUAUAUUAUCGGUGCUCUCGUUGAUAUGUUUGCUGGUCACCACGGAAUUACACCGGGCGUCCAUCACACCGGAUGACUCCAUAAGCAUAAUGACAUCUAGCGUUCUAUACAGCCUUCUUGGUAUGGGAGUGAUUUUGAACUUUUUGCUACUUGUUGGAGGUUACCAGAAAGAUAUAUCGAUGUUGCGGUUGUACAUUUAUUACGCUGUCGCUGCAAUGCUUGCUUCACUGGUUCCGAUUGCAAUCUUAAUAUUUAAAGAAAUGUUUUUGGAGAUAUUCAUCAGUUUGUUUGUCGUAGCAACGCAGUUUUACGUAAUAGUGCUAGUACGCAGCGAGGUGGUAAAGUUGGAAGAAAACGAAUUGAGGAGUAUCGCUGAAGUUCACGCCGAGGUACAGGAGCAAGUGAAUGUGUCGGAGCGUAUCACUUUAGUAUAGAUUAUUUCGUUCUAUCUGUCUUCGUGUUAAAAAUCAUAAUAAAAAAUAUUUUGU
This is a messenger RNA of Danaus plexippus (monarch butterfly), 598 nucleotides long. RefSeq lists its product as uncharacterized. NCBI's taxonomy places the organism in Eukaryota, Metazoa, Arthropoda, Insecta, Lepidoptera, Nymphalidae. The coding region runs from base 26 to 544 and encodes 172 amino acids. The transcript has 4 exons. The record is from RefSeq and is a predicted model, not a curated record.